Messenger RNA from Cladophialophora immunda, 3107 nucleotides. RefSeq lists its product as uncharacterized. Bases 368 to 2944 code for a protein of 858 amino acids. NCBI's taxonomy places the organism in Eukaryota, Fungi, Ascomycota, Eurotiomycetes, Chaetothyriales, Herpotrichiellaceae. The transcript has a single exon. The record is from RefSeq and is a predicted model, not a curated record.
GGUCAACAUCAGCUUGGUCAAGUUCGCUUCGCUUGACUAGAUCAUGACGUCGAAUCUCUCCUUUUCCCACGGGCGAGCCAACAUUCGAAAAGGAGCAUCGAAAAUAUUUCUCCCUCACCUUGCACCUACAGCUGGGCCGAAGGACAAAAGAGGAGGGAACAACCUGCAGAAAAAGAAACAACGCGACAUAGGGUGCUGACUGCCAAUCCUGUACGGAGGCCCCCAGUGAUCCUCCUUUAGCCCCCGACGCCUAUGCCGCCGCCGCCGCAGCCCACGCGACCUUUGAGUUCGGGCGCGCCAGGGAUUCACUGGUUCAAACUGCUGAAGCUUGGAGAUCUGGAGGGCGCCGGGUGAGGCAGGUGAAGUGAUGGGCGAUCACAAUGCCGUUGCGUAUCCGUCCACCUCCGGCUUCAACUACAGUCUUCAAGGACUGCCCUACAGUGAAACCCGAGCAUCCAAACCUCCCAUCCCGGUCACGCGCUCAGUCACCUCGUUACAUCGAAUCGCAGACUUGGAACCAGACAAGCCGCAACAUUCUCCGCUGACAGGGGACACCGCGUCCACCUCCUCCAAUAAGAGAUACAACCCGCACGCGUCGCCGCAAGAUGGAGACGGCCCUCGUACCCAGAUUGCAGGCUCAAUCUCCGCAAGGGAAAGUCAGACAAGCACCACUCUGAGCCUCAAUACAAGAACCCCUACGAUAUCCAGCUUGACCUCGGCGACCCUUAGCAUUCCUCAGAUCCGCGUGAACGAGACCGCCUUCCGAGAGUCGCUUGCGGACCGCAACAGCAAUCUCAGCACAUCAGAGAGUGGGAGAUGGUUAUCGCUGGGACCGUCGCGGUCGAGUUCAGCUGUAUCAUUCAAAGAGACAGGCAAAGACACACAGGAUACGUCCCCGGGAAUCAAUGGUCUAUCCUUGGAUAUCAACCUUCCUACAACCGGCUUCGGCGAAGAACUGCUUCCCGCCACCAGCAUAGAAUUCUCCAAGAGAGGGAGCAUGCUCAUUGAUGGGAGGAGAGUCAAUCAGUCCAACCGCAAAAGUUCGCCGAAUCUCGCUCCGAUCAUGGACGAAGAGAGAAAGAUGAAUGGAGAGCCCGAUAUUCAAGAGGCGACUGCGAGCGACGAACAAUCUACUCCCGCCGCAGUGGCGAGAGCUCCCAACGGCCGCCCAUCAGGCAAGAUCCUCUCUGCCGACGAAGAACUCUUGUCUGAAAAGGUGCGCGCAUUCUACGCUGCAGGAACGGACGGUCAACAUGACAUAGAGUCCAACGUCAAUCUGGCAGUGCGAAUGGGAGCUCGGUGGCAGUCAACCUUGGUGACCGAUACGCGCAGUAUCAGCAAUCCAUCCCUUUCACGCGCCACCUCCACCACAGACAUUCACGAGGACGCCAACAACUCGAGGCAACCGAGCAUGGCAACAUCAGCCUCUCAAUCUUAUCUAGUUCCCGAGCGCGAGGAGAACGAGCUUGCGGGUGGUUUAGAGGACUGGAAGGAUAUCGAUAAUGCAGAUGUGGACCGCUAUGGCUUUAUCAUCGCCAGGGCGCCGACCAGCACUGUUGACGGCGCCGACGAGUCCAAGGCACAGCGGCUUACGCGAGUAACAACGAGCUUGCAGCUGGCCAGCGAGACGCCCCGGAGGAAAAACACUUUACGCCGCGCACCCAGCAGUGCACACGGAUCUCUGCGUUCGUUCCAGAGCAAACAUGCCAGCCCCGAAAACACUCCACCCCGUCCCGUGAGUUCCCAAAGUGCUUAUGCGCGCCCACAGCGCCGAAAUGCCUCUACCAGAAUCCCGAUACCAGGCUCGAAAAACCGUCGUCUGAUGGACUCGGCAAUGGACAUGCUUACGCUCCCGACAUCCGCACAAUCGGUGGUAGAAAAUGGACACGUGCGCAUCGACAAUGCACGGGCGCGGCGGAAAGAGCUCGAGCGUGAGGCGAAAUGGCGGCGCAUGGCAAAGGCCAAAACUCCCUCGAAAGAUCCCAAAACGGGUCUACCAUUGGUGGGCGCUGGUUCGGAAAGCGAAUAUACUUUUGACACGACGAAUCCCAAACUCGUUGAGCGAACCUGGAAGGGUAUCCCUGACAAGUGGCGUGCCACAGCGUGGCACAGUUUUCUCAGUGCGUCGGCGUCGAAGCGGAAGAACUGCGUCAGUGAUGCCGACCUGACCUCCCUGUUUCAUUCUUACCAGGAUGAGGCCAGCCCGGACGAUGUGCAGAUCGACUUGGACGUCCCGCGGACGAUAUCUGCACAUAUCAUGUUUAGGAGAAGGUAUAGGGGUGGCCAGCGGUUGUUGUUCCGCGUUCUGCAUGCCAUGUCGCUGCACGUUCCUUCAACCGGAUAUGUACAAGGCAUGGCAGCCCUUGCGGUCACGUUGUUGGCAUAUUAUGACGAAGAAAAAGCCUUCGUGAUGCUUGUGCGGAUGUGGGAAUUGCGCGGCUUGGGAGAGUUAUACAAAUCCGGCUUUGGCGGGUUGAUGGCUGCUUUGGACGAUUUUGAAAAGGGAUGGUUGGAUCAAGGUGAAGUGGCGAGGAAAUUGGAGUCGCUGAACAUUGGGCCCACGGCGUACGGAACGCGGUGGUAUCUCACUCUAUUCAACUAUGCCAUCCCGUUUCCGGCGCAGUUGAGGGUCUGGGAUGUGUUCAUGUUGCUGGGUGACGACACUACGGCGACAGACUCAUCCUUGGUCGCUCCGGGUACCUCGUCUUCGAAAGACAAGCCUCCGCCCGACGCCGAUGCGGUCUCCUUUGGGACCUCGUUGGACGUCCUUCACGCCGCCUCUGCAGCACUGAUUGACGGCAUGCGCGACAUCCUUCUGGAAUCCGACUUUGAAAAUGCCAUGAAGGUUCUGACCAGCUGGAUCCCCAUCCAGGACGAGGAUCUCUUUAUGCGGAUCGCACGAGCAGAGUGGAAGAUUCAUAAUACGAAGACAAAGGUGCGAUGAGGGGGGACAAAGGUCACGGCUGGGCCAGAUCGGUAGAAACGAACAAAAAUGAGCAUAUAUGGAAUGUUGUUGUAUCUUGAUUUGUAAUUCCAGGCGCAGAUCUGCCCGAGAUGGCGCGCCUUCUAACUAUUAAUGCCAUCUCAUGUCGAGAAGGGAAACUAAU